This is a messenger RNA of Neltuma alba, 2188 nucleotides long. Its product is annotated as protein NPG1-like. The record is from RefSeq and is a predicted model, not a curated record. The coding region runs from base 1 to 2097 and encodes 698 amino acids. Gene Ontology annotation, molecular function: protein binding. NCBI's taxonomy places the organism in Eukaryota, Viridiplantae, Streptophyta, Magnoliopsida, Fabales, Fabaceae. The transcript has 5 exons.
AUGGAGAAGAGCGAGAAUGAGAGGACGUCAGGUGGACGAGAGUUCUAUGCAAAUGGAAAUCACAUGAAUGCUGCAGAAGUUGAAGCCAAACUUGACCAAGGAAACGUUGAAGCCGCUGAAUCUGCAUUGAAAGAGGGCUUAUCUAUCACUUCUGAGGAAGCAAGAACUCUUAUAGGGAAGCUAGAGUAUCAAAGAGGGAAUUAUGCAAGUGCUCUUCGUGUGUUUGAUGGGGUUGAUCUCCAAGCUGCCCUUCAGCAAUUACAAUCGUUAGUUUCUGAUAAAUCAGCGGCCAAGAAAGCACGCCCUCGUGCUGAAUCACCUACCUCAAUCCCUAGGCAUGCUGCUAGUUUGAUGCUUGAAUCCAUCUACUUCAAAGCAAAAACCCUACGAAAGCAGGGAAAAAUAACUGAAGCGACCACUGAAUGCAAAAGUGUGCAUGAGGGUAUUGAGAAGGCAUUCAGUCAGGGUGUAUCUGAUAUUCAACUGGACAACACAUUGCAAGAAGUAGUCAGUGGCAUUGUGGGACUUCUUCCAGAGCUUACAAAGCAAGCAGGUAGCUAUCAAGAGGCAUUGUCUGCUUAUAGACGUGCUCUUGAACUUCUGAGUCAAUGGAAUUUUGAUACUGAUGGGAGUGCUAGAGUUCAGAAAGGACUUGCCAAGCUUUUGCUAUAUGGUGGGUUCGAGGCUAGCCCACCCAAGGCAACUGAUCUGGGCGAGGGGUUUUAUGUACCUAAAAACAAUCUGGAAGAGGCAAUUCUGCUUCUAAUGCUUGCUGUGAGGAGACUUUGCAUUGACAAGUCCAAAUGGGAUACUUCAGUGAUGGAGCACCUGACUUUUGCACUUUCUGUAUGUGGCCAAACUUCUGUUCUAGCAAAGCAACUUGAAGAGUUAAUGCCUGGAUUAUAUCAUCGUAUUGAUCGUUGGAAUCUUUUAGCUUUAUGUCUCUAUGGAGCAGGACAAAACCAAAGUGCUUUGGAUCUACUCAGAAAAUCUUUGCACAAACAUGAGAGACCAAAUGACAUUGAAUCAUUGUUAGCAGCUGCCAGGAUCUGCAGUGAGGAUCCUUAUCUUGCUGCAGAGGGAGUGGGGUAUGCACAAAGGGCAAUCAAUAAUGCUAAGGGCAUAAACGAGCAUUUGAAAGGUGUGUGUCUUAGAGUGUUGGGACUUUGUCUGGGAAAGCAAGCUAAGGUUGCUUCCUCGGACUUUCAAAGGUCUAAACUUCAGUCCAAAGCUCUGAAGUCACUAGAAGGGGCAAUGGGAUUUGAGUAUAACAAUUGUGAUCUGAUUUUUGAGUUGGGAGUUCAUUAUGCAGAACACAGAAAUUUGACAACUUCUUUGCGCUAUGCAAAGCAGUUCUUUGAUGAAACAGGAGGAUCUAUAUUGAAAGGUUGGAGAUUGAUUGCUCUGAUUUUGUCUGCUCAGCAACGAUUCCCGGAGGCUGAAGUGGUGAUAAAUGCUGCUUUAGAUGAGACUGCAAGAUGGGAGCAAGGGCCACUGCUUAGACUAAAAGCAAAGCUCAAGAUUCUCCAGUCACAACCAACGGAUGCUAUUGAAACUUAUAGAUACCUCCUUGCAUUGAUUCAGGCUCAAAAGAAUUCAUUUGGGCCUAUGAAAAUAAAUACACAGGUUCAAGACGAUGUGAAGGAAAUUGAUGUUUGGCAUGGUCUGGCAAAUUUAUAUGCAAGCCUUUCUCAUUGGAAGGAUGCUGAAGUUUGUCUGGAAAAGGCCAGAGAAUUGAAGGAGUACUCAGCAGAAACAGUGCACAUUGAAGGUCUUUUGUAUGAUGGACGUGGAGAAAAACAAGAAGCUGUUUCUGCUAUCACGACAGGGAUCCUGUUUGAUCAAUGCUAUGUUCCAAGCAAGAUCCAGAUGGGUAUUUUGCUGCUCAAAGUGGAUUCAAAGUCGAAGUCUUUGCCUUUAGCUAGAAGCUUUCUUUCUGAUGCACUUCGAUUAGAACCCACUAACCGCACGGCUUGGUUUCACUUGGGAAAGGUUCACAAGUAUGAUGGCCGAAUAGGCGAUGCUGCCGACUGCUUCCAGGCAGCUUCCAUGCUUGAAGAAUCUGAUCCUGUUGAAAGUUUCAGCACUUUGCUUUGACUGGAUUUCAAACUAGGAUCAAAAGAAGAGAAAUUGCCCUCAUUUUAAAGAAAUUCAUGUUAAACUUGUCCGCAGGAUGGCUCAUGUCAAG